ACUUUUCUUCGUUCUCUCAAGCACGAUUAUGACUAUCUCCGUGGGCAGCCAUAGUUAGAGAACGAGGAAGCAGAUGAAAAAAACAGUACAAUGAGCUACAAAGGUACGGCCGAGAGGACACCAAGGUACCAGCCAUUUCACAUGAAAGCGUGGGUCUUCAACGUCAGUCGUGAUAAAAAAAUAUAUAAUAGAAAACAUCCACCAUACAUCAAUCUCAUCUACAACCACACCUUCAUACUCCAAAAAAAAACUACUACAUCCAAUCCACAAUGUCCAAGCCAAGCAUCCUCUUCAUCCUCACCUCGCACAACAAGCUCGGCGACACAGGCAAGCCCACGGGCUGGUACCUCCCCGAGCUCGCGCACCCCUACCACGUUCUCCGCAACAAAGCCAACAUCACCGUCGCCUCCCCCAAGGGCGGCGAAGCGCCCCUCGACCCCGCGUCCGUCGAAGCCGCCAAAGACGACGUCUCAGUCACCUUCCUCAAGAACGACGAGCAAGUCUGGAAGACCACCAAGAAACUCUCUGAUUACAUAGGCAAGGCCAGCGAGUUCGACGCUAUCUUCUACGUCGGCGGCCACGGCCCCAUGUUCGAUCUCGCAGACGACGCUACCUCGCAGCAGCUGAUCCGUGAGUUCUGGGAGGCUGGCAAGAUUGUCUCGGCGGUUUGUCAUGCACCCGCUGUACUCUACAAUGUCAAGCUGAGUGAUGGAAGCUUGCUGGUUGCGGGCAAGGAAGUCACUGCGUUUACGAAUGCGGAGGAGGAGCAAGCGGGACUGACGAAGGCGGUGCCGUUUUUGCCAGAGGACGCGCUGCAGAAGGCGAGCGGUGGCAAGUUUGUCAAGGCGGCGGAGCCGUGGGGCGAGAAGGUGGUUGUGUCGGGCAAGCUGAUUACGGGACAGAAUCCUGCUAGUGCGACGGGUGUGGGUGAGGCGCUUGCUAAGGCGUUGGGUAUCUAGGGUUAUGAUAUGAAUAAUGUACAAGUACAGUAAUGAUGUAUAUGGUUCGACGAAGCAAUUAUAAUGCGAGACAUAGUAGUUUGUGGAAGCGAGGUGACGGAUAAUUAAGAAACAUCAUU
Molecule: messenger RNA, 1078 nt
Organism: Bipolaris sorokiniana ND90Pr
Lineage: Eukaryota; Fungi; Ascomycota; Dothideomycetes; Pleosporales; Pleosporaceae
Exons: 2
Coding region: 270-959 (229 amino acids)
Molecular function (GO): glyoxalase III activity
Source: RefSeq, a predicted model, not a curated record